This is a messenger RNA of Anneissia japonica, 4363 nucleotides long. RefSeq lists its product as uncharacterized. The coding region runs from base 1224 to 3911 and encodes 895 amino acids. Gene Ontology annotation, biological process: protein polyubiquitination; proteasome-mediated ubiquitin-dependent protein catabolic process. The record is from RefSeq and is a predicted model, not a curated record. Lineage: Eukaryota; Metazoa; Echinodermata; Crinoidea; Comatulida; Comatulidae. Gene Ontology annotation, molecular function: zinc ion binding; protein binding; ubiquitin protein ligase activity. The transcript has a single exon.
AUGUCGACGCGAAGCCAUUUUUUUUUGUGUGGACAUUUGUUAUUUUUUCAGGAGUUAAAUAGUCAACCUCUGAAACGACUAUUGGCCUAGUUUUCUCAGUCAACACUGAGAGAAAAUCGGUAGUGCCAAACGUAUAGUAGCUUUGUGUAAAAAUAAAGACUAUAGAAAUACUCAUCGGACAUAAUUUUGGGGUCUAAAGGUCCUUAGGCUACCCGACCUGUUAUCUGCUGUGUACUUCUAGGCAUAUAAUGUAUCACCGUUUUUAGUUGUUACUAUGUGACGCAGUAGUUCUUAUAAAUUAUAAUAAUUGUAAAUAUUAAGCAAUAUAAAAUAUGUAUUGGAAUAAGUGAAAUAAGUGAACAAUUCUACUUAAUUGUGACCAAUGUCUUAAUACUUUUCGGUAUUGGCAAUUGGUAUGGACCCUAUGUAAAAUGUAUAUUAAUUUGUAGAUUUAUGUAAAUUUAUAUAGGUCCUUGGUGAAAUUCAACAUUGAAAUUCAGAUUUGGCCCAUGGGAACCCGAAGGUGGCCGUAUUGCAGCGUCUGAUCAGUGUGAAUUAUUUUUCGUGUGUAUUCGCCACCCCGUUUUUUUUUUUUUGAAUCAUAACUAGGUAUUGGUAACGUAAUUUCUAACUAUAUAAGGCUGCUAAUUCGCUACAACGUUCUGUUAACGUCAUUUUCUGACAUGUUCUGACCACAACGCUCAUGAAUGUUUAACAGUUUUUUUGUGUUUGAUGGGUAAACAAAUAUCAAUUCUGCUUUCGCAGAUUUAAAGACUUCGACUACGAAAAUCACCAGCUAAUCUAAGGAUCAAUGCAGUAUUAUUUGUUCAUUCUCUCGUACGAAUAUCCAAUUGAAAGCUAUUAACUUUCAAUUAAUACAAAAUCCAUCUAAAUAGUACUCGUAGACAUGGUAUCACAUUGUAGACCUAUGAUAUUUAGAAAGAUUAAACAAGUAUUUGAUAUAUUGAUUGUCAGUCUAAUCCUUGAAGUCCAUAGUCCAUUAUUGUUUAUUUUUGGAAAUGAAUACGGCAUGCAACGGUUCUAAUUGCCGGCUAUAGGGUCUAUUACAUGACGCUCCACUGUUUUAUAUAGGCCUAAAUAGCGACAUUUUCUGCUAAAUAUUGAGAAUAUAUGAUAUCAUUUAUGCUGUAUCCAUCCAUUCUGGACUGGUUAGAAUUUUGUUAUCACAAGGAGAUACUGACGUGUUCCGGAAGGCCGUAAGCAUGGCGUCAAUGGAAUUACACACUUCGCAGCCACCAGGGAAACUGGAGUACCCCAGUGUGAAUAGAUGCAAUGCCUGCCGUAUACGACGCGCCAUUGCUUGGUGUGAUACUUGUCUUAAAAAACUGUGCUUAUCGUGUAAAACAACUCAUCUAGAAGGUUUUCAUAGACAUAACAUCACUUUGUAUGAUUUUGAGAAAGACGAGUACGACAAACAGUUAAAUGAAACCAACACUAACAUGACAGGCAGUAUGAGUGUUGUACAAACUACUACCAGCAUCACGACGACGGAUACCCAGACCGAAAUGGACACAUCAGUAAUGGUAGACCAACUAGAUAGAGAAAUAAAACGAAAGAAAGACAAUCUUAACUAUCAAUGCGAGGAAACUAAACGCGAAAUUAAUUGUUGCUUUGAUAAUUACAUAAAAGUUCUCAACAGACGGAAGCAAACAUUGUGUGAACAUGUAAAUAAAACGCAUUUAACGAUAAGCACUGAUAUCAACGAUGAGUAUGAAAGUAUUAGGAAACAAUUAUCAAGUGAUGGUAAACAAUGCGCCUCGUCUGCUCUCAAAUCACGUGAUAUGAACUUUGAGACACGCCUAAGAAACAAUUCGACGCACAUGACGGCGAAUUAUAAAAUACAUUGGAACUCAAACGAAUUUCCAGAAUUAUGUAGUAAAGUUGAUAAAUUAGGCAACGUUGAAUUCUAUUCAAUUGUCCCAUCACUCACCAAACUGACGAACACCAUCGGAAUUGUUGGUAAAGUUUGUAAAGUUCAGGUUAACACAUUUGAUCGCGAUGGAAAUCCUUGUAAAUUCAGUGGGUUAGACUUAACCGCCGAAGUAAGUACACCAAAGCUUGUGUACCGCAAGUGUGAUGUCAUUGGUAACCACGAUGGAACAUACGACAUUUGUCUCCUGCCUGAAGAAGUUGGUGCUCAUACUGUAAUUGUAAAAAUAUUAGACAACUGGACAGAUUCAGUACAGUGUACUGUUGAUUGUUACGACAUGAUCGUAAAUCCGUUCCGAGCAUAUAUUGGUAAAGAAUCCCAAGUAGAGUUAAAAGUGGUUGGAACUGACCUGAUCAAAUUAGAAAAAUUCAUUUUCCGGGUUCAAUCGGACGACACGACUGUAAUAAGAAGUACGUGUAUAAUAGACAAUCAAUUUGCCAAAAUAGUAUUCAUUCCCAGUAGUUUGAAUCCGUAUAAUCUUCUCGUAUUGAAUCAAGAGGGAGUAACCAUUAAAACAUUCAAAAUCCCAAUCAACAAUUGUUUUCUGCGGUCUGCAUUUGCUUAUGUCGAGAGUGUUGUAGAGAUUGAAACAACUACUGGUGUUAACACCUCCAUAAGAGUGGCAUCUCCUGAUGGGCAAAAUGUUCCAAUUCAAGUGGUCCCUGAAAAAGAAAGUGCUUUAACUGCAAUUUUCUAUCCAGAGUCCAAUGGUAUUUUCCACAUAUACAUAACUCAGGAAAAUCUGCCAACAUUUUGUAUGAAAUAUCCUGUAGGAAAUUUGAUGAUCGACGUGAAAGGAGCUCUAGUGGGCGGGUCGUGUAGUCUGACGAUGUACGCAUGUGACUGCUGUGGGUUCAUCCACCAGAAACUAAAUUAUAUUCCGACAAUUUCUGCUCAUAUCCAAAGUCCUGAAGGCUUGUCUGAAAAAUGUUAUGUUGCAUUUGAAGGUAAUUUAUGGACGAUCUCAUUCAUACCUACAACUAUCGGGAUUCAUGAGCUGAAUAUGCAGAUCAAUAGAACACCGUAUAGGUAUUCACCAAUAUCAAUUUAUGUAACCGAUCAUCUGGAGUUUUCAGGCGGGCCAUCAUCUGAGUAUUUUGGUAACGCCUCUGACAUAUGCACUUCAAUUAACGGGCACAUUUUCGUUGCAGACACAGCUCAGAGUAACCGCGUAGUAAUCCUAGACUCGGAUGGCAGAUUCUAUUCAUCAAUUCCAGUUCAAACAAAAGACGUCUCAUUGAUUACAAUCUCCGGUUUUAAGAUAUAUGUUUUAUUUGUUGUUAAAAAAAUUCUCAAAGUUUAUGACAUAAAAACACAUAAGUUGUUGUUAUCCUUUAGCGUGCGAUUUAUUGCGUCGCCAAGUGCAAUAUGCGUCAACAAACUCGCCAACACAUUGUUAAUAAGCGACACCGAACGAAAAUGCGUCAUCGUUGUUGAUCCAAAUUCAGGAGACGAAAUAAAAAGCUUAUCACCGACAGGAAAGAAUUUACAAUGGCCGUCAGAUAUAUGUGUGUCCAACACAGGUUCAUUAUAUAUUUGCGAUGAAGACGCGAAAAGUGUGAUUGAAAUGGACGCGGAAGGUAAUUGUGUGGAUACAAAAACCUUUGUCAAGUUUGACAAUCAGCAUCCGAUUGCAGUUGCUGUUGAUGACAAAAAUCAUGUCUUGGUAUUGCUGCGAACACAACAACUGCAUGUGUACCACAACGAACAGACGUUAAUGGAAGUUAUAAACGUAGAUGGUGGUGUGUCUCGACGAAACAAACUUCAAAUUGUUGGUUCAGACGGUUGUUUUAUAAAAACGAAUGAAAUGGAAAAUUGUUUACGAAAGUAUCGUUAUACGUCCGUAAAGAAGCGUGUGUCCUCACAGCGGCAGAAUCGUGCUGUUAAACUGGAGAGACGAAAUGCAUUUGUCUCUAGUAAAACUCAAACAUUAAGGUCUAACAAUCUCAGCGACAAAUAAGGAACAAAACAGCACUUAUGCCUGUUACCAAAUGCAAGCUGUUGGCCAAAGUUAUCAAAGUAACAUUAUUGUACAAAAUAAUAAAUCAAAUGGGUGAAUUGAUUGGUUCUUUGAUGUAUGUUUUAAAACAUUGCCACAGGAAGAGUGGUUCUUAUUAUUUUUAUAAAGACAAUAAUACAAAAAUAAUAAUAAUAUUAAUAAAAUUCCUAUUAGAAAUUUUAAUAAUAAUAUAUUAGAAAUAACAAACAGUACAAACAAUCAAAUAAACUGCUCAAAAAAGGAAAACAAAUUCUUCUGUUCGCCAUACUAAGCAAUCGUUUUGGUUUCUUCCGUCCGAAAAAUGUACCAACACUACAGAAAUACAACUUGCUACGUUUCAUCAAGACAAUGACCUUAGUAAAGGUACAAUACUUUUUUUUAUCCGGCUAAAAACUGAAUCGACAAAAUAUCAU